Messenger RNA from Penicillium malachiteum, 1296 nucleotides. Its product is annotated as chalcone synthase B. Gene Ontology annotation, molecular function: acyltransferase activity, transferring groups other than amino-acyl groups. The record is from RefSeq and is a predicted model, not a curated record. The coding region runs from base 1 to 1296 and encodes 431 amino acids. The transcript has a single exon. Lineage: Eukaryota; Fungi; Ascomycota; Eurotiomycetes; Eurotiales; Aspergillaceae. Gene Ontology annotation, biological process: polyketide biosynthetic process.
AUGGGUGGUGUAUUUUCCAACCCAAGCCCUUCAUCACCCUCGGCAAAUGCCACUGGCACUACCACAGGCCCGACAGCAGUUCAAAAGAGGGAUAAUGAGAUAAUAAUCACUGGCCUAGGCACAGAAUGGCCCUCCAAGUCCAUCACCGCAGAUGAUUUCAACAAAGUGGUUCUAGGUUUUUACUCUGAAGAGACAGAUGCUCCAUGGUUCGUGUCAUUCAACACCUGGGCAGCAUGCCCAUGUAUAAUUUCUAUCAUUACUGACGUGUGUCUUGGAAGGCUUCAACGAUUACUCAGAAUCAACACCAGAACGGGAAUUGAAACUCGGUCUGUAAUAGAUCUUUGGGGUCAGUCCCCCUGGACUCCACAAGAUCCUCCCAAAGCCGAAGAGAUCGAUAUCGCGUGGCGCAGCUAUGGAGUCGAGCUGUCCAGGAAGGCGGCACAAAAAGCUCUAUCAGACAGCCAAAUCGAAGCAAAUACCAUCACACAUAUUGUGGCAGUUACUACCACGAAUGCUGGUAGCCCUGGUUAUGACCAACUGGUCGCCCGAGAGCUCGGCAUCCCCUCCACAGCAGAAAGACUCCUAAUAAGCGGCAGCGGAUGUGCUGGAGGACUCGCUGCUUUGCGAAUGGCUUCAAACCUUGUCAGAUCAGCUACAUGUCGGGGUGAACCCGCAAGAGUCUUGGUGAUAGCAUGCGAGAUAUGCAGCAUUUACAUAAAUUCCGAACUACACGCAGCGGCGACCUUGAAAACCGACGGAAUUGGACCUACGCUAUUCGCUGAUGGUGCUGCCGCUAUGGUCGUGUGUAAUCCCGAUGGCAUGAUACAACCAAAGAGUCAGGAGAACCUCCCAAGACGCUUCUCAGUCAUUGACUGGCGCUCCAUCGUCACACCCGGUACCCUCAAUGAGGUAGAAUACAAGAUGAGCAGCACGGGGCUCCAGAUUUUCAUAUCAAAGAACCUCCCUAAACUGAGCUCUACAUCUCUCUUGAGUCCCUUUCAAAGUCUUGUCACUGGAAAUGGCAUGCAGAAUUCCCCGUCUACGGACUUCGAUUGGGCACUUCAUCCUGGCGGAUUGGCCAUUAUCAAGGGUGCUCAGGCAGCUAUGGGGCUCCCCGAUGAAGCGUUAGCAGCCAGCUACGACAUUUACCGGAAUCGAGGUAACACGAUCAGUGUUGCUGUUAUAGCGGUUCUGGAUAGACUGCGAACGAUGGAGAUGAGGAAGCAGGAUGUUAUCACAACGAGCUUUGGACCUGGUCUCACGACGGAGAUGAUGUUGCUCAAGCGGUGGGAAUAG